This is a messenger RNA of Diachasmimorpha longicaudata, 3343 nucleotides long. Its product is annotated as adenosylhomocysteinase-like 1. Gene Ontology annotation, cellular component: cytosol. Bases 116 to 1717 code for a protein of 533 amino acids. The record is from RefSeq and is a predicted model, not a curated record. NCBI's taxonomy places the organism in Eukaryota, Metazoa, Arthropoda, Insecta, Hymenoptera, Braconidae. The transcript is spliced from 12 exons. Gene Ontology annotation, biological process: L-methionine cycle.
UAAAGAUGGCUGACAGCGGGGACGGUCCAAACACUGCUAACUCACGAAAAGAAUCAAGAGCCAAUGUCAGUGAUAUCCCAGUCACAGAUCCAGCAGCAAAUAAGCUGGCCGCAUUAUGGACCGCCUAAAAAAAAUACUAUUCACCGUUGAGAGCCUAGAGGCAUCAAAUAAUGCCUUUCACGGCCCGAGAACAAAAUUAGAAUCAAAGUCCGGGGCGUUGAAGAAGUCCAGCCGUUACCGAAGUCGCUCAUUAUCAGCAAGCAGCAAUGACAGCUACAGUUCCGCAUCUUAUACAGGAAGCUCAUCGGACGAGGACGACGUGUCCCCCCGGGAGAAAAUCCAGAAAACAGACAAGGGUUUCACGGAUUUUUGCGUCCGGAAUAUCGGUCAACAUGCCUUCGGCAGACGGGAGAUUGAAAUUGCCGAGCAAGAGAUGCCGGGGAUAAUGGCCUUGAGGAAAAGAGCUGCUGAUGAUAUGCCCUUGAAAAAUGCAAAGAUCGUGGGCUGCACCCACAUAAAUGCUCAAACAGCUGUGCUGAUUGAGACCCUCGUGGAGCUUGGAGCCCAAGUAAGAUGGGCCGCUUGCAAUAUAUAUUCGACGCAGAAUGAAGUGGCUGCUGCACUGGCAUCAGCUGGUUAUCCCAUAUUCGCAUGGAGGGGGGAAACCGAAGAGGACUUCUGGUGGUGCAUCGACAAGUGCAUAGCAGCUGAAAAUUGGCAGCCGAAUAUGAUUCUUGAUGAUGGGGGAGAUGCCACGCAUCUCAUGCUUAAGAAGUACAACGCCAUGUUUAAGAUGAUUCAAGGUAUCGUCGAAGAGAGUGUCACCGGUGUUCACAGACUUUAUCAGCUCUCCAAGGCUGGAAAACUCUCAGUUCCAGCCAUGAAUGUCAAUGAUAGUGUCACGAAAACCAAAUUUGAUAAUCUUUAUAGCUGCCGAGAGAGUAUCAUAGACAGUUUGAAGAGAUCUACAGAUGUCAUGUUUGGGGGGAAACAAGUUGUGAUUUGUGGAUAUGGAGAGGUGGGUAAAGGGUGCUGCCAAGCUCUCAAAGGUCUUGGCUGCAUCGUAUACAUCACGGAGAUUGAUCCCAUCUGUGCGUUACAAGCUAGCAUGGACGGUUUUCGCGUAAUGAAACUGAACGAGGUAAUAAGAAAUGUGGAUAUCGUUAUAACAGCCACAGGUAAUAAAAACGUAGUGACACGUGAACAUAUGGACAAGAUGAAAAAUGGCUGUGUCGUGUGCAACAUGGGGCAUAGUAACACCGAAAUUGAUAUUAAUAGCUUAAGAACUCCAGACUUGACUUGGGAAAAAGUCCGAUCACAGGUGGAUCACGUUAUUUGGCCUGACGGCAAGAGAAUUGUACUCCUAGCUGAAGGCCGCCUCGUUAAUCUCUCCUGCUCAAGCAUUCCAUCGUUCGUUGUGUCCAUCACAGCCGCCACUCAGGCAUUAGCACUUAUUGAAUUAUUCAAUGCACCGCCAGGGCGCUAUAAAAGUGAUGUUUAUUUACUGCCUAAGAAAAUGGCUAAAGAACCAGAUGAAUUUCCUUUUCAACGCCAUGACUUGCCUAAGCCAGUAUAUUUUGUUCCCCCAGAUGAAUACGUGGCAUCUCUACAUUUGCCUACAUUCGACGCUCACCUGACGGAACUUACGGAUGAGCAGGCGAAGUACAUGGGCCUCAACAAAGCCGGCCCAUUCAAGCCCAAUUAUUAUCGUUACUAGAUGAACCAGAGCGUUGAGUUCCUUUCAUCGAUCGCCUGGAGGCAUAACGUCGACAAAUCGCGAGCGAUAAUGCGAUUUUUCAUUUCGUCUUUUCGAUUUAAUUGAUUUAUCUGUAGAUCAUACAAUUUGUACAAUUGGAAGUGCCAUUGAAAUUGCGUUGUAGACAAAGCGAGUCAUGAGAUCGGUUUUGUAAUUAAUUGAGUUGUCGAGUGAUUAAACAAUUCAGUAAUCAAGUGAGAGAAUUAAAUUCUCGAGCAGCUUUCAAUAAAUAUCUCAAAUGCAGAGAAACAUUUUUGUCUCUCUGCAAAAGAAAUCUCUUGUCUAGCUCUUAAAAUGUCCUGCAAGAUUUUCAGCGAAGAAAAUGCUUGAGAAAAAGAAUAUUCCUCUCGUUUUACUUCUGAAUUGCUCAAUACAGAUAUUAUCGAUACACUAAUCGCUAUAUGACUCGUUCAAUGAAUAAAGUAAUCAUGUUAUUGAAAUCAAUCAAAGUACACAUUCAAGAUUAAUUGAGGCUGCACAGUAGAAAUUCCGUGAGAAAUCCGCAAGUGUACAUGAAGCUGAUGAAUAUUGCACAGCAACCCUUGAAGUAUUCCAAAAAACCCCUUAAUUCGAGUUAUUUAAUGUAAUGAGCCACAUAAGAAUGGCAUCUCGUAAUAAAUGAGAUGCAUGCAUCAAUUCAAUACAAUUAAUUAAUUGAAUUGUGGAGUAUUGAACAGUUCAGUAAACAGCUGGGAGAGUGAAAUCUCCCAUCUCAAGAUUUUUAACGAUGAAAAAUUUUUGACAAAAAUUUACUCGUCCCAUGCAUGAUGCAGAUCAGCCACAUAAUGAUAAUGCUUAUCCAUGAGCAAGAUACUGUCAUUGACGCCCCUCAUUAUUUCGUGUAUAAAAAUCCGCAAAAAGUAUUAAUUCCACACAAUCAACCAUCGAUGCAAUAAAAUAUUUUACCAUAGAAAUAACGUACAUAGUUGUGUUCCGCUGCAUGAACUGUUGAAAAUAAACGACUAGAUUAAUUUGCUCAGUGCACAUUGAAAGAAGUUGUAAGAAUAUCUCGGUUGUGAAGAGUCAAAGAAAGGUCAUUAGACUUUUCAUAUACAGUUACUCAUGAAAAUAAUUGGAUAAAUGGAAAUUAUAAUACGUGAUCAGUGCUGGUUAUGGCCGCAGGUACCAGAGGAACAGUAUGAGCCAUAGUAUUCAAUUUCAGGGACACAAAACAAGUCAAUAAUUUAUAGUUCAUACAUAGAUUGUAAGAAAAUUAAACAUAAUCACCGAAACAAUUGCAAAUAAAAUAGACUAGAUGGAACAAGUUAAUGCACAUGGGCCUACAUUGUUAAUGAGAAAAAAAAAGAUAAGAAUUCCUUGAAUAAGGGAGAAUCAGUAUUUCUAGGUUAUUUCACACCUGGACGUGUCACCAGGACUGGAAUUGAUCAUCAAAAUUGUUAUUUUUCUGAAUGAAAUUCCAUAAGUGUUUCUGGUUAUGUGAAAGUUUUUUUUGUCUUAUUUCUAUUCAUGGUCAAUGCACUGAUGAAUUCGAAGUGAAACAAGAAAAUAGAUCGAACAACAAUGAUGGUAUUUUUGUAACGAGAUAUUUGUGAAUAAAAGCGACAGCAUGAUUAUCAUUAAACAGAA